UCCUCUCAAAAAAGAUGGAAAAUCCGAUCGCCUCCUGCGCCGACCUCGAGACAUCGACCGAUCGAUCCAUGGCCUUGUCCUCACCCGCCCUACCGGGCACGGAUUCUGUUGCUCCCAACUCCGCCUGGAUCCUCCUCGACCAGGAGGCGUACAUCGACGUCGAGGAUCGCGAGAACGCGACCACAGCUGAGGUCCGGACGAGCUCGGGGCAAUCCGUCAAGGUGUCCUUCUUCGCCGCCGAACCGCCGCGCCUCUCCCACUUCUGCGUCCACUGCCCCGGCCUGACGACGACAUUCGACUUCCUCGGGUGGCCGUGCAUCCUCCACUCGGUCGACAACCUCGCCCUCAUCCGCGUCGCCUUCGCCUUCAAUACCGAGUACUUCUUCUACCGGGCUGGGCGUGGACGGCGGCCGUCGCUGGAACAUCUCCGGGACAUCGGCAGCUAUCUCUCUAAAGUGCCGUUCGUGCCCUCCAUUGGCAUCCUGCCCUGCGGCGCCGGCGACGACUUCGUCCUGGCCGCUCUCGGCUUCACGUUGGUCGCUGGGCAGUGUGAGCUCCAUAUCUUCCGGUCCGAGCGGGGCACAUGGACCAGGAACAUACUGCCCGGAAAACACCGACUUAACAUAGAGAAGGUGAUCGUGCUGGGAGAUGGCAAGCUGGGUUUUGUUGACAUGUGGAAGGAAAUUCUGGUCUGCGACGUGCUCAAGGAGAACCCCACGACCAGUUUCAUUCCGUUGCCGAAGUUGCUUCCCAACAACCAGUCCGACGACCAUAUGUGUUUUGCACGGAUGUUUCGUGAUGUCGUCGCUUGCAUGGACGGUUCCAUCAAGUGCGUCGAGGUGGAGGCUUGUUCGCGAUGUGUCAUCCAUAUAGUACCUAAGGUUUCAAGCAGACGCAUGAUCCAUGAUGAGUUACUUGCUGAUGUAUCAAACACGGAUGUACUCCACGAUUCGGAUUUGAUGCCGGAUUGCGUAGCCGACAUUGAAGUGGAGGACACAGAAGAGGAGGACUAUGAGUAUCUCGGUUGGAGGAUCAUCUCAUGGAGCAGGGCACAUUCUUCCACUUGUUGGCGCAAGGAGUCUCUGUUUCAUGCCGAUGACAUCCGUGUAAACAACCCGAUUCAUAAUGCCAUGUUGGGUGAUCUUGGAGGUAGCGGUGCUCAUUUGAAAUUGAAGGACCUGUUCAUAUCUGUCCCCACCGUUAGCAUGGAUGAUAGCAGCGCUCUCUACCUCAUCUCCAAGGUGGAUCCAACAGACCAAGAGUUAUGCGUGCUGAUGGUUGAUAUGGGGAAGAAGACACUCGAAGAAUUUUCACCAGUUCUCACCCAAAGACCAGAUUUUUUCAAACCAACCUGCAUCCCCUGUGCCUUGUCAAAAUAUCUGAAUACAGAUUCAGAUGGAACUCAGGUUGGUGGGAAGAAUGCUUCCUGGCCGACCUCUUCUACUCUUCAGCCAACCAAGGAAAGCUUCACCGAGUGCAUUACACCCAGCGAUCACUAUCCACGUGCCCAGUACUAUAGUGAUUACCGCCAGCAGCAGCAGGCGCAAGAAGUAGGAUGCCCAUUACCCCCUAUUACCCCCUUUGAGGCCUACUACCGGCAGGAGCAGCCACGGCAAUCACCACCGCUGUCGUGGUCGAGAUCUGCUCUUCAGCCUUUGCAGCCAACUGAGGAAAGCUUUAAUAAGGACUAUGGUGGUUACCAUUACGGUCCCCCUCAUGCCUUCUACCAGCAGGAGCAGCCGCGAGCAGGAGCACUAAUUGAUGUAACUCGCAUUGGUGGAAAAAAUGCUUCCCAGUCGGCCUCUUCUACUCUUCAGCCUUUACCGCUAAGCGAGGGAAGUGACAACAAUAUCGCUGCUGUUUCUGGGUGCAAGAAAAUAUUCAAGGGUGCUAAUUUGUGCAAAGAAGAGAAGAGCCAAGAAGUGAAGCCAAGGAAGUUUAUUCAAUUUGGUUCUAUGCCACCUCAAGAGAUAAUCUAAUUGGUCAGGAUCUCAAUUCAUAUUUUCAUUCACAAUGAUUUGGUAAGCAAGGCAGUUUGACGAUAUUGCUAGCUCGAUUUGCACUGUGGCUGCAUUAUUUUAUAAUCUCAUAGAUGUGAGUCUAAUUAGUAAGUUGAGUCCGUUCUGGUCUGGUUCUGUCAUUUGCAUCCGUCUCAUGCGUCUCAUGAGUCCGUGUUGGAGUCGACGUAGGGCAAGCCUGAGUGCCACAUAUAUGCCCAGGCCAUCAGCCUUUGUAGACAGAUUGGAUGAACUCAGUGAAGGGUGGUUCCCUUUUCCCAUCUAUCAAAUAGUGAUUAGAUUAGUUCUAUCCGGAUUGUGAAGGAACGUGAUUAAAUUAGUUCUCUUUGAGGCCGUGGGUGGAAGGCUUGUUCUAGGGCUUGGUGUUCUGCUCCUUUUUGCAGGCCGGACCUAUCUCCUACUUUGCUUCUGGUUUGCAUCAAUGUCCAGAUUGUAAGCCAAGCUUUGUCUAUUUUGUUUUCCUGUUGCUGCCCUGCCAUGAGAUACUUGAUCUACUUUGGUUUUAGUGUUACUAGAAAUCAAUCUGAUCUUGUGCAUUGUCACGGAAGAAAAUAUUCUUGUUACUUGCAUGCUGCUAUCAUUGCUUACUAAUAGAUCAGUUGGACGAGACCGAAUAAUUGCCAUCCAAUGUUAUAGACUUUCCUAAAACUGAUGCUUUCACAAACAAAGGAUAUUGUGGUGUCUUUUUUUUUUUCAUUUUUGAACCAUGAGAAAGAUACCUUAAUCUUUCCUCUUUCCAAUAACUUUUCUUUUCCAGAAAAUGGAGAAGCGAGAACAAUUUUUUUUUCUUUAAGCCUCAACAACUAAGCCAAUUCCUUUUCUUUGAUCCAUGCAUAUCUGAAACAAAAACAGACCAGAAUAGAUGCACGGGUCAAGACAAAAACUGAAAAACAGAAUGAAACUGCCCAUUACAGUCACGCAACAGGGUAUUACUAUGACAUAGGCCACAUUUCAAGCAAAAAGCAUAAGGACUUGCAUUGACCACCACUUACCCACAUCGCCAUUUGCCAGAGCAACCUGUGGCAUGGCAGUUCAUGACUCCUCCAAAUCGCUGUUUCACAAUUCCAAAAACAUAAUAAUCCAUCCUACCGAAAGGAACACCACGGAACCCUAACAACCGUAAAGAGGCCUCACCUUGUAAGAUUGUCGAGGACAAGGUGCCAGUGUUCUUUUUUAGGUGACGGAAUACAUUAACAUUAACCCCUUGAUUGGUCACUGUUUGCUUUGCUUGGUCACCACACAAUCAAAUACAGGUUUUCCUUGUACGCCUAUGAUCUGGUUUUAUUCCUCUCUCUAAUUGAGCAGGAUCUAUGCUUGAUCAAGGCAAUUUCCUUGCUUGCUUCCAAGGAGCGUUAGGACUGAGCAAUAAUUUAAGCAACCUGAUUAGAUGUUCCGAGGAGGAGUUACUCUAGUGCAACAAUUCUUCCCUUGCAACAUUGUUGGCUUCCCCUUUACACUACCUCCAAUGACAGAAGAAAAUAUCUGGAAAAUGUACAGAAUCUACAAGAGAAGAGAAAAUUUCCACGCUAUUGAUGUGUUUCCAUCUACAACAGAAAGAAUCAAUAAAAAAAAGUACUGGAGGUAUUGCUUCGGGUCAACAGCCGAUAUGGAGUUGGGAUCAUACUGCAUGGAUUUGUAAGCGUGCUCGAGCUUCUUACUAAUAUCAUAGUCUUGUAGGAUGUCAAUGAUUCCAAAGAACAAGAUGACAUCCUGGAAUUCACCUGUGGGCUCACCAAUGAGCAAAGAAUCACUAUCAGGAUUCCUCACUACGUUCUCCACCCUUGAGGGCAUGCAAAUUCCUAGUUUUAAUGAAUUCUUGAAACCAACAUCCUCCUAGCCGGAAAAUGAAAUUAAGAUCAAGAUCCUUCAAGGUGGUAUGCUCGCUAAUUUGAUCAAUGGGUUUAUCUGUCAUGCGACCAUGUGAAGAUCCUUUCAAAUCGAAGCGCCUGUGGAUUGCAUAGUUGGAGCAGAAAAGAUUCCCCAUUAUAACAAAGCGAACCUGUGUUUCAUGAUUACAAAUGUUGAGCAACUCUUGCACAUCAAUUUACUUUUGAGAAUCUGAU
Molecule: messenger RNA, 4081 nt
Organism: Phragmites australis (common reed)
Lineage: Eukaryota; Viridiplantae; Streptophyta; Magnoliopsida; Poales; Poaceae
Exons: 8
Coding region: 15-1979 (654 amino acids)
Source: RefSeq, a predicted model, not a curated record